Molecule: messenger RNA, 1411 nt
Organism: Nicotiana attenuata
Lineage: Eukaryota; Viridiplantae; Streptophyta; Magnoliopsida; Solanales; Solanaceae
Exons: 2
Coding region: 219-1184 (321 amino acids)
Source: RefSeq, a predicted model, not a curated record
AUAAUUAGAAAAAUGCACCCAUCUAACAGAUGGUAAAAAGGGAGCAGCACAUCAACAAAAAGUAAUUAAACAAAGCUGUCCAACUGCCUUUGCCUCCCCUCUUUGUUUUCUUUUAAAAACUCACUCUUCAUACAGUUGUUCAAACCUCAAGAUCUGAAUUUUAGAAACUCAAAACAGCAUUCAAGAAGUAGAAGAGAAACAAAGAAAGAGAGGUAAACAUGAAAAGUAGUAGAAAAGGGAAAGGACCUCCCUCAGCAGAUCUUUUAGUGUGUUUUCCAUCUAGAGCACAUUUAUCCCUUAUGCCAAAACCAAUAUGUAGCCCAGUAAGACCUUCAGAUUCCAUUAAACGCCACCAAAAUCAUGACCUCAAGAAAAUUAGCACCAGAAUUAGUGGGGUUGCAGCCCAAUCUAGUCCUCUUCUUUGGUCUAAAUCCAAGAAUUCAGAGAUAAUUUCAGAGCCCACGUCACCAAAAGUCACUUGUGCAGGGCAGAUAAAGGUAAGGUCAAAGCCAGGGAGUUCAUGCAAAAAUUGGCAAUCAGUGAUGGAAGAAAUUGAGAAGCUACACAACAGAAAGGCACAAAAGAAGAAUUGGAUGGAAGCAAUUGGAAUAAAAAAAGAUGCAAUGCAAUUCUUGACUUGUCUUCGUAAUAUAAGGUUUGAGUUUCGUUGCUUCGGUUCAUUUCCAACAGCAGCUCAUGACAUCACUUCUGAUGAAGAUGAGGAAGAUGAGGAAGAAGAAGAAGAAGAAAAUUACGCAGGAGGCAGAGAGAUAAAUGAUGAAGAAGAUAACAAAGAAAAUUCAAGAACUGUAUUUUCCAAAUGGUUCAUGGUUUUGCAAGAUGAGAAUCAGAAAACAGAGAAAGAUAACUCAAAUGAUGAUAAUGAUGAUGUUCCAAAUUGUGCACCACCACCUAAUGCACUUUUACUUAUGCGAUGUCGUUCUGCUCCGCCAAAAAACUGGCUUGUAGAAAAACAGCAAGAAGAAGAAGAGGGCAUUAAUGAAGAAGAAAAGAAAGCAACUUUAGCUUUGGAAGAAAUGGAAAACAAGAGGAAAAAUGAAAGCUUAGUGGUGAUGAGAUGUGGGAGUGAUUUCCACAAAUUAUCAGCUGAUAUAGCAAAGGAGACAUGGGUUGUGGGAGGAGUUAGAGAUCAAUUAACUAGAAGUCGAAGCUGGAAAAGGUGAUUGAAUCCAUAAUUAACUUCAAGAUCAAUGUUCUUCUGGUUUUUUUUAUUUACUUACAUUUUCGUUAUAUGUUCUGAUGUUUGGAUUUCUUAAUUAUCUGAGUUUGUGUUGGUAUUAUGAACUCUGAAGAAUCGAGCUUUUGGUAUUUGAUUCUCGGGGAGUGCCGACCCGCGCUCCUACUUGUAUAUAGUCUGCUUUUCUAAAAGAAGAAUUUCAAUUUUCCAUGU